Molecule: messenger RNA, 3275 nt
Organism: Diachasma alloeum
Lineage: Eukaryota; Metazoa; Arthropoda; Insecta; Hymenoptera; Braconidae
Gene: Epp
Product: protein UBASH3A homolog
Exons: 5
Coding region: 309-2027 (572 amino acids)
Molecular function (GO): protein binding
Source: RefSeq, a predicted model, not a curated record
UGUUGAGUAGUCUGAUUGCGAUGUAAUUCCCCUGCGCCUCCCCGCGUUCCACCAACAAAUUGGCAAAAAGAACCCAAAAAUCCGCGAGACAAAAAUCAAUAUAAAGCCCCAACUUCCAACAAUUCUGCAAAUAAAUUUUUCGAACAAUCAAUUGAGAAUCAAUUAACUAUAAUUAUUGGGUCCGAAUGAAAGAUCAACGGGAAUAAUCACACGAGCGGCUCCAGAGCAUCCGUAUCGCCCAGUUUGACAGAAGAUACUGAACACGCGCAAACUUGACUGGAGGAGGUAUCAUAUGAGUCAACUGUCGAAUGAUGAACACCUGCUGCCACCUUCUGGAGGAGCCCCAAGCUUCACCAUCUCUCUUUCUUUACCUUCCUCAACGCACACAAAAGCCGCACCUUGGGAAAAUUCGGAGCAAUGUAAGCCGCCAUGGCGACAUUACCUCCACGAAAAAAUCCGACACCAACGAAAAUAUCAAAGGAACAUUUGACCCCACUUCAGAUACUGCUGCAACUCGGAUUUCCGAAGCAUCGAGCGUCCCCGACGAAUCCGCCGAGCAGGUCUCCCACGCAUUAGAUACCCUCCUCGAUCAGAGUGAGUGCCCUGAGUGCAUAGACUUCGACACGUACAUAUCCCCCAACUUCAUGGGCCUCUUCGUGGACGACAAACAGGCGAAAUGGCUGGACGCAGUAGCAGUUCGCUUCGUCCACAAAUUAUCAGCCCUGGGAAUCAAUGCGGAGGCUCACACCAACUCGUUGCACAUAUCUCUGGCCUAUCAGUUCUCCAGCAAUCUCUUUCAGCCUCUGAGGUCGAUGGUGGAAAGAUUGGGGAGUAAUUCUACUAGCAAUUGGGAAUUGAGACUCUAUUCCAGAGAUUCUCGACUUCGAGACGCUCAUGUGCAUAAAGUGACUCAUGCCCACGUCCCCAAAGAGCAUGAUGAAUUGGAAUUGAGACCUGGGGAUUAUAUUUACCUGCCAGAAGGCGCCUGCAGUGCCUCCAUCGACGGCUGGGUGGAGGGGGUCUCCUGGCUGACAGGAACCUCCGGCUAUCUCCCGUUGAAUUAUACUGAGAGAACAGCGGAGACAGACUCCUGGACCCUUCACACGACUGUUCAGAUCAAUGGGAGUAAUGAUCAUGACCCGGAGAUGGAUAUCCCGAGGAGCAGGAAACCUCCUGUGUUGUCCUCCUCGGAGUCCAUUGACACCCCUGAUGGAGUGGCUACGGACAGUGAACCCUUGGAGGGUCUGGUGUCCCCUUCAACCCCUUCCAGACAGAUUUAUAUUUGCAGACAUGGGGAGAGGGUGGAUUUUACGUUCGGGGCGUGGAUACCGUACUGCUUCGAGGCGAAUGGGAGCUACAUAAGAAGGGAUCUAAAUAUGCCUAAGGAGAUACCACCGCGAAAUAUUCAGGAAUUCCACAACGACAGUCCCUUAACCACCCUCGGGGAGACGCAGGCAAGCCUAGUGGGUGAAGCCAUGAAGUCAUCAGCCGUGAAGAUCGAUGUUGCCUUCACUUCCCCUUCGUUAAGAUGUGUUCAGACUUUAUCAAAAAUUCUCAAAGGUCUUGGGUCCAGUGUUCCAAUGAAGGUGGAGCCUGGACUGAUCGAGUGGUUGGCCUGGUAUCCCAAUGGCCUACCCACCUGGAUGAAUAAUGAGGACUUGAGCAAAGCUGGGUUCAACGUAGACAGAAAUUACGAAGCUAUUGUUAAAGCUGACGAACUCCCUCAGAGGGAGAACGCUGCUCAGUAUUACGAGAGGAGUUACAAGCUGAUCAAGAGGAUCAUCGAGAGCACUGUUGGAAAUAUUCUUAUCGUAGCUCAUGCAGCUUCUCUCGCUGCUUGCACCAGGCAACUCACUGGGGGGAGAAUUCCCUCGGCUGCUGAAGUGACCAGACUCGUCCAGAGAGUUCCCUAUCUCGCUUGUCUCACUGCGCAGGAGGAGAUUGAUGGCUGGCAACUACAUCCACCACCUUUUCCACCUAUUACCCAUUCCAGUAAUAGUAGAUUCGAUUGGAAGAUAUUGAUAUAGAUUAGAUGGUGAAUUUAUUGAGGUGUUUUAGGAGGUAUUAAUAGGAGAUUGAUUCAGUAGUGAAGUUUAAUAUGAGGAGUUUAAGGGAAAAAUGUCUGGGACACUUUGGAGAAUUAUUUUUUCUUUCUUAGGUGAGGGUCAAAUGGUGUUGGGAGUCAAACGAGCUUUAAGAAAAUUUGGAAUUGAAAGUCAAUUGGUGUCGAGGCUCAAACGAGCCCUAAGGAUAUUUGAAGUUGAGGGUCAACUUAUUUUGAGGGUCAAAUGAUCUUUAAAAACGUUCAGAGUUAAGGGCCAAAUCGUCUCGAGCAUCGAAUGAGCCAUAAACACGUUUAAAAUUGAAGGUCAACUGAUUUUGAGGGUCAAAUGACCUUUAAAAAAGUUCACAGUUGAAAGAAAUGGGCUUGAGGGUCAAAGGAGCCUUAAAGACGUUUGGAGUUGAGCCUCAACUAAUUUUCAGGAUUAAAUGACCUUUAAAAACGUUCAGGGCUGAGGGUUAAAUGGUCCUGAGGGUCACACAAUUUUUAAAAACACCAAGGGUCAAAUGGUUUUGAGAGUGAAACCUUUAGAAAACGUGACCAUCAUCUCCAAACGUCUUUAAGGGUCACUUGACCCUCAUAACUGUUUAUCCUCAACGAAAAAUAAUUUAGUUUCAAAUCCUAACUUCGGAAACUAUUUCAAAAUAAUUAAGAUGAAAUCUUUCGACAUUGUCCUCUCACCGGAAUAAUUUGAAAAAUAUUAAAAUUUGAACUUGGCUACUGAGUUACAAAGACUGCUGCGAUACAAUGAAUUUUAUAAAUGUUAUUUCAGUGUAUAGUAUAUCAAAGGUGUUAUCCUACGUUAAUAAGGAAAGUAAUGUUCAUCGUCCAAUAAUUAUGUCUUUCAAAUUUGAGAACAUAGGUGGUAACACGAAUUUCUCGAUGUCUCCUUGUGAAUGAAUGUUCUAGAGGUUUAUUGGGUACUGAGGUCGUCGAUGUGAAUUUCACGACAGGGAUAACAAUCAUAUUUAUGAUUAUUUAAAUGGUGUAAUUUGUUGUCAGUGAGGUAUAGUAUAUUUUUAUAAUUAAUUUAUUCAUUAUUUUGCAGGAGAUACAAUGAACAACGAUCUUAUAAUAAAUUGCAUGUCUUCCAAUGUAAGAUGAAUUAUUUAGGGAUAUAAUAUAGUCUAUUGUUAUUAAAUUGUGGGGAAGAAUGUCAAUCUUAUUGAAGUUUUCAAUGAAAUAAAUUUUUCGAUCUGUUUCCAAUCACCAA